Molecule: messenger RNA, 3609 nt
Organism: Jaculus jaculus (lesser Egyptian jerboa)
Lineage: Eukaryota; Metazoa; Chordata; Mammalia; Rodentia; Dipodidae
Gene: Msrb3
Product: methionine sulfoxide reductase B3
Exons: 6
Coding region: 52-612 (186 amino acids)
Biological process (GO): protein repair; response to oxidative stress
Cellular component (GO): cytoplasm
Molecular function (GO): peptide-methionine (R)-S-oxide reductase activity
Source: RefSeq, a predicted model, not a curated record
CUCUUGCCCCUGUUCUUUGCCUCUCGUUUUGUUGCUGAAGAUAUCACAGUGAUGUCUGCAUUCAACCUGCUGCAUUUGGUGACAAAGAGCCAGCCAGUAGCCCUGCGAGCCUGUGGGCUUCCCUCAGGGUCAUGUAGGGAUAAAAAGAACUGCAAGGUGGUCUUUUCCCAGCAGGAACUGAGGAAGCGGCUGACACCCCUGCAGUACCAUGUCACUCAGGAGAAAGGGACUGAAAGUGCCUUUGAAGGAGAAUACACACAUCACAAAGAUCCUGGAAUAUAUAGAUGUGUUGUUUGUGGAACUCCAUUGUUCAAGUCAGAAACCAAAUUUGACUCUGGUUCAGGUUGGCCUUCCUUUCAUGAUGUGAUCAGUUCUGAGGUGAUCACAUUCACAGAUGAUUUCUCCUAUGGGAUGCACAGGGUGGAAACAAGCUGCUCACAGUGUGGUGCUCAUCUUGGGCACAUUUUUGAUGAUGGCCCUCGUCCAACUGGCAAAAGAUACUGCAUCAAUUCAGCGUCCUUGUCUUUUACACCUGCGGACAGCAGCGGGCCAGAAGGAGGCAAUGGGGCCAGCAGCCCAGCGCCAGCGCCAGCAGACAGAGCAGAGCUGUAGCCAUGAGGAGUGACGGAGACAAAGUGUACUUAAUCCACAGCUGAUAGAAGAGAAAGUCAAAGUUGUUUAUCUUAAUAGAUCUAUUUUUUCAGAAACAAUAAGGGCAGUUUGUGCUGUUGAUAUUUUUUUCUUCUUUCGCUUAAAGAGGCCUUGCCCAUCCUUGUGUUUUGUUGUUCACUAGACCUGGAACUGUUUCUAGCUUUUGCAAUGGAAGAGAACUUUUUGAGACUUCCUCACAAACCACUUACAUAGCUUUAUCAUUAUUUCCUUUCAAUAUACACUUUCUUUUGUUGUUUUUUUGUAGUUUUACCCCCUUUUGAUUAAGAGACAGUGGCUGCUUGGUCUUCAGUACUGAAUAGAAAUCUUCUGUACAAGUUACAGAGCAGAGGUGGGAAGUGCAGGGAUUUCAGACACACAGUAUUAGGCUUUUGUACAGAUCCGCCUCAAGUAAAGAUGGAGUGAUGUCUUAGGAGAUUUCUUGGCUUUGUGGAAAGUCUGAGCUAAGGUGGUGUUUUUUUUUUUUUUUUUUUCACUCGCAGGGUGUGAAGGUCUAAAGUCUUUCCUUAUGUUAAAUUGUUGCCAGAUCUGAGAGGCGCACUGAGUGUUGUGGCUGAGAAGUAAACAGCACCUCAUGGUCAGCCUUUAUUUUAUUUUCCACUGAAAGCAUUGGAAUGUAAGACAACUGUAAAAUGUUGAGCCCCAUUUUGUCUGAAGUUCACAAAGAACUACCUGCCUGAUGCCUUUUUAUCAGACCUUCUUUCCACACCUAAUACCAGCUGUAUCUGGAAGGACAUUUUGGUAAAUUCUCCUGUGUAAAAUAAAAUGUUGGGGACAACACACUUCAUCAAGGCAGUAGACAUGACAGAAAACAGAGAAGACCAAGCAUGAAGUCUUGAGUACUAAAAAAUCCAGUGCUUGUCAGAAAAGCUGACAGGAUACUACAGGCAUCAUAUAGAAACCAAAGUGGGAACCUUAUACACAGAGCUUCAAGUCACUGUGGACAGAUGUUGGUUAUUAAAACAUAAGUAGCCAAGCACAACUUCCACACCUGACACUUAAUUGCUAUGUGACAAGGGACAAGCCAUUUAGCCUCUUUGUGCCUAGAUCUUCAUGUAUGCAAUAGGACUCAUAUAUUUGUAAAUGUAUUGACACUCUCAGGGCAAAAUUACUAUAUUGCUAUACAAUUAAGAUCAGUGUUGUAAAAUUACUCUGAUCUGGUUCUAAUUGCCUCAGAGCCUGAAGUUUUCUAGGCAUUUGAAAUGGAAAGAAGAAAGGUUGUCUUAGUUGAUUGGUAUGGAAACAGUUGGGCCAAGAACCAGAAUUUUUUCUCUUUGUAGCAAUAUGGCUGGUUUUACUUUGAGAAGCUCUGCUCAGUUGCUUUAUAAUAUUUACUCUGGUGAACUGGGCAUCAUUUUGCACAAUAAGCUUUUCACCGGUUUGGACAAUGCUGAUAUAAGUUGAUAUUGCUAUAAGCAGGUAUGAAGGUAUGUGUGACUGAUAAACAUUGUGUUUAUAAAUUUGAAUGCUAAUCUUGAAAUAUAGUUUCUAAAGAUAUUUAUUUUGCUAAAUUUUUGGUAACUUAUGAAGACUGAUAGCUUUCUUUGUAAGCAUCAAGACAAAAGUAAGAAUGGAUACAAUUGUAAAGUCAUGAUGGGAAGUAAGAAUGAAAAUUUGUGACAAAUAAAUGUGAGUGAGAGUGGCCAUGUCUGGAAGCUUCCACACUUCUUUAGGCAUCUCUUGGAAGCCCUGACAUCCUGGUGGUUUGACUAGCAUGCAGUUUCAGAGGAGUCAUGCUCUUAUUUGGAUGUUCAGAUAAGUUGUCUGGGCAUAAAGAUGUUCCAGAUGUUUCAUCCAUUAAAGAAUCCCCCUGGAAUUAGCAGGCUUUCCUCUUUUCUAGAAAUAAGGUAUAAAAUUUAAGAUAAGACUGGCCACCAGUAGCCUCACCAUCCUAAAAUUCUUCCCCAACUUUAUGAAGGAUACCAUGUAAAGUGAUAAAGAAAGAAACAGAUUUCACAUGGCAUUGUCACAGCCUGCCGCCCAUCCUUCACAUAUGCACAUAGCCCUCCCCAACCAGCUGCAUGGUGUCCUGUCCAAGGUCACAGUGUUGAAGCAGACAAAAUAAAUGAGGGUUUCUUCUCUUUUCCCAUAGACUCUGGACUGUCAUUUUUCCUUUAUUUUUAUGGUAGGAUUUAGCAUUUCCCUCAAAACAUCCAAAAAAAAUUCCCUAAACAAUUGGUAAAAACUCAAACCUUCCUUUUCUAAUCUUUAGUAUUUUCUUUAAGGAAAGCCAGUCUUGUCUAGCACCAACUUUAAGCAAACUGAAACACCCACUGAAGGAAAAAGAAAAUGUGGGAUGUAUGCCUGUGAUUUAAUUCCAGAUUUCUUUUGGGUUUAAGUGAUAUCAAAUUUCAGUAUAUUUCUGUCUUAUGUUAAAGAAAUAUAUUACUAAAACGUCAGUGAGCAAUAAUGUCAGCUGUCAAGCACUAGAUUUAUUUUUGCAGGAUAUGGAGUGCAGUGAGCUGAGUCAAUAUGGUGAGGUGUAUGUGAUCUGUGGGAGUUUUGCCAUUUAACAUAGGAAAUACAUGGGUUUCCCUUCUCUGUAUUCAUGCUCUUACUGUACCAAUGGACAAUGUGAAAUUUUGCUUUUAAGAAGAAAAUAUGUCCAUAUGGUCAUAGAGAACAGAUAAGAAGCAGUAAUAUCUGUUGUAUUUCUAUGUAUUUAAACUUUUCACUUCUUAGAUGUAUGAAAAUUCUCAAUGCAAAUUACACAGCAAUUUGUUGUGUUUAAAAUGUCUUGCUUCAAAUAUGAAAAGUGAUCAAAGCAUUAUAAUUUCUUUUACAGAUUAUAUAUGACUCUUAACUUAGAAAACUUUUUAAUAAUUUUCUCCCCAACAGUUCAAAACUUUUGAAAUAUGUCAUGAAACUUUUAAUUAAAAAACCUUUUUCCUAUAUUUGUUGUAUACAGAAAUUAUGUAAUAAAAUUUCUUUAUAAAAAUA